AUGAAAAUAGAAGUCAUUCCAAUAUAUAAUUAUAAAAUAGAUGGUGCUACAUCAACAUUAUUAAUUUUUGAUUAAGAUAUACAUAUUUUAUUAGAUUGUGGAUUAAAUCAAAAAAUGGAUUUUACAAAUUACUAGAAAAAUAUACAUUUAUUAAAAAAUAUAGAUUUAAUACUAUUGUCUCAUUCUGGAUCUGAAUUUACAGGAGCACUUCCAUUUAUAUUAAGUAAUUAGCAAAUUUAAUAAUAAGGAAAGAGUAUAUAAAUAUACACAACAACUCCAAUAAUAAAAUUAGGAUUAAUAAAUUCAUUUAAUUAAUUUUUAAAUGCCUCAUAUUUUUCUAACAAUUAAGAUAUAAUCUAAUAAAGUGAAUAAAUAUUUAAAAAAUUCUAUACAACUUUCGAUAGAUGUUAAGAUAUAAAAUUUUUCUAAAAAAAAGUAGUACGUAUAAAAUAAAAAGACCUAAUAAUAAGCCCUAUUGGUAUAGGAAAUAGUUUAGGGGCUUGUGCAUGGAAAAUAAACAUAAAAUUAAUAAAUGUAUUAUAUAUGAUAUAAUAUAAUCAUUUAAAUGAAUGUCAUUUAGAUGGUUUGGAAAUUAAAAAAAUCAUUAAAUCUAGAAUUGAUGUUUUAAUUAUUGAAGAUCAUCUUAUUUAAAACUCUUAAUAAUAAUAUGUUAUUUCUAAUAAAGCAAAUCUUUAAAAUCUCAAAGAUACACUUUUAAAUUCCAUUGAAAAUUGUAUACUAAAUAAUUCUAUACUUGUUAUUUCUUCUUAUCCUAAUGAAAGAGUUAUUGAAAUUAUAUUAAUUUUAUGGCAAUUAUGGAAUGAAUAAAAAUAUUAUUAAUGA
This is a messenger RNA of Ichthyophthirius multifiliis, 843 nucleotides long. RefSeq lists its product as hypothetical. The record is from RefSeq and is a predicted model, not a curated record. Gene Ontology annotation, molecular function: RNA binding. NCBI's taxonomy places the organism in Eukaryota, Ciliophora, Oligohymenophorea, Hymenostomatida. Gene Ontology annotation, cellular component: mRNA cleavage and polyadenylation specificity factor complex. The transcript has 2 exons. Gene Ontology annotation, biological process: mRNA 3'-end processing by stem-loop binding and cleavage.